AUGUUCAAGUUGACAGUGUUUGUACUUAUCCUUUUCAUCGCCUUCGGCGACUCUCAAGUCAUCAAAACGACUCUCCGUCCGGUCCGCCCAAUCAUGAUCGGAGUGCCGCCAGUUUCGUGCGCAAAAAUCUGCGUCUCACCGGUGGGAGCCGUUGGAUUAGGAGGGGAAUGUGAGUGCAAAGACGCGGCCGGCAACAUUCAAGCCGUAUCCGAUAUGGAUGUUCGUAAAAGUCGGAUUUUGUGUGGUGCAACUUGUGUCCGUACAAGCCAACGCUACUCCAACUAUCCCAAGUUUGGCGAGGCCUGUAAAUGUUUGGCCAGCGAGCCGAAUUUCCCAUUAUAA
Messenger RNA from Bursaphelenchus xylophilus (pine wood nematode), 342 nucleotides. Lineage: Eukaryota; Metazoa; Nematoda; Chromadorea; Rhabditida; Aphelenchoididae. The record is from the annotation of a GenBank genome assembly.